Molecule: messenger RNA, 370 nt
Organism: Trichomonas vaginalis G3
Lineage: Eukaryota; Parabasalia; Trichomonadida; Trichomonadidae
Product: P-loop containing nucleoside triphosphate hydrolases family
Exons: 1
Molecular function (GO): ATP binding; hydrolase activity; DNA binding
Source: RefSeq, a predicted model, not a curated record
AUGUUAGAAAAAAAGUUUGCUGACAUUGACAAGAAAUUUGAGAAUGUUUUAAACAAGAACAAGAGGAAGUUGGAAAAUGCUCAGAUAAAACCCAUACAUGACAAGUUCCUAUUUGCUCAGAAUGGUAUAACAGGUCUAAUCGCACCACCUGGGUCGGGUAAGACUUUCACUUAUCUUAAAAUGGCUGCACAACAACAAGAACUAGAUGAGAAGAACCCAUUCUAUGAGUUAGUAGUCAUUUGUAGUACUUCUGGUCAAUUUGACCAAACCGUCAAUUCGUUCAAAGAUAUUAUAAAAAAGUCUAAGUUAGUAUGUAUAAAAGACUCUGAGUUGUUAGAUUGGAUAAAGAAGUACCAAAGAAGAGUUUUGA